GUACCUGUUAAACUACCACUGGUAGUGCUUCAAAAUAAAUUACCGCUUUGGUGUAGAAGCAAACUGACAGCUGUGUAAGAGGCUAGCCCAAGGACAAUUCCUUCAUCAAUAAAGUUACGGUUCCAUUUAUCAAAAUGCCUUUCAAAAUUUCACUCCUGCUUUUCCCCCUCGUUGUUUUGCUGUGCAGCUUUUCUUUGAGCUACAGCAGGGCCCCCAAAUCGACUCGGAGGAGAGGGGCAGCAGGAGGGGCAAACCUUUUGAAGCUCAUCAGCUGCUGUGAUGAUCUGAAGGAGCUGAAGGUCCAAGUGGCCAACCUGACCAGCAUCCUGUCUGAUGUCAGUAAGAAACAGGAGGCGGACUGGGUAAAUGUGGUCAUGCAGAUGAUGGAGCUGGAAAAAGGCUAUCGGCAGAUUGAACCCCGCAUCACAGAAGCAGAGGGAAGAUACUCGGAAGUGAAUAACCGGAUAGACAUCAUUCAGCUUCAGGCAGCCCAAACAGUCACACAAACAUCAGCAGAUGCCAUUUAUGAUUGUGCAUCGCUGUACCACAGGAAUUAUCGGAUAUCUGGGGUGUACAAGCUGCCUGCUGACGAGUUUCUAGGAACUCAGGAACUGGAGGUUUACUGCGAUAUGGAAACGAACGGAGGUGGCUGGACUAUCAUACAGCGUCGCAAAGUUGGCCUAACCUCAUUCGAUCGUGACUGGAAAAUGUACAAGCGAGGUUUUGGCAAUAACCGUGGAGACUUCUGGUUAGGGAAUGAACACAUCUUCCGACUAACCAGGCAGCCAAGUAUGCUCAGGAUAGACAUGGAGGACUGGAAAGGAGAGACCCGUUAUGCUGAGUACAGCUACUUUUCAAUCAGCAACGAAAUGAACAGCUACAGAUCAAUGAUCGGCCAUUACAAUGGGACUGCUGGGCGCGACUCCCUUCGGUACCACAACAACACUGCCUUCAGCACAAAGGAUAAGGACAAUGACAAAUGUGUGGAUGACUGCUCGCAUUUGCGCAAAGGUGGCUACUGGUAUAACUGCUGCACUGAUUCCAAUCUGAACGGUGUCUACUACCGUGAAGGGGAUCACACAGGAAAGGCGGAGGGGAUCACAUGGUACGGUUGGCACGGUUCCAGCUACUCACUGAAACAAGUCGAGAUGAAGAUUCGACCCCAAAAUUUCAAACCUUGAACAAGCUACACACAUUGACAGCUCCGUAGGCAGGAUAUUUCUUGAACAGCUAGAAUCGUAUUGUUUUCCUACAGAAUUGUGCCUUAGUGUUUUAGGGACGAAGAACAUUUUCUUUUUUUUAAUAUAAAAAAACUCGGGGAAGCAAGUUUCUCAAACAUUUCUAUCCCCCGCACCCACUGUAUUCCUAGAGAUAAAUAAUGCAAGGUUUCUAGAUUAAAGUAAAAAGUUCCACACGUACAGAACUGGGCUCUGAAAUGUUGCACUUCAACAAAUUGGAAUUAUCACUUGCAGAAUUGCCAAUGUGGCUUUCAAUGGAUUAAAGCGUUUGAUGUAAAAUUUCAGUAGCGUUUCCGCAAUCGGAAAAUCAAUUCUAGAAAGUUAAGGAUUUCCCUGCCUCACCAUGACAACGGUUUGAGAAAAUCUUCAAAAAAAUUUAACACCACCUAAAACAAUAGUGAAUAAUAAUAA
Callorhinchus milii (elephant shark) is the source of this 1649-nucleotide messenger RNA. It is a transcript of the gene angptl7, whose product is annotated as angiopoietin-like 7. The record is from RefSeq and is a predicted model, not a curated record. NCBI's taxonomy places the organism in Eukaryota, Metazoa, Chordata, Chondrichthyes, Chimaeriformes, Callorhinchidae. Bases 135 to 1181 code for a protein of 348 amino acids. The transcript is spliced from 5 exons.